AAACACGAAAAAAAAAAACCAAAUCUUAUCACUCUAAAGAAUCUUUAUCAUGGCCUCAGUAACCUCAGCCACCGUCGCAAUCCCAUCUUUCACCGGUCUUAAAGCCUCAACCAUCAAAUCCUCUGCCACCGUCAGAAUCCAGACUGCUGCUGUUGCAUCACCGAAGCUCACAGUAAAGUCAUCUCUAAAGAACUUUGGAGUCGCGGCCGUAGCGGCUGCAGCUUCAAUUGCUUUGGCCGGAAACGCCAUGGCAAUAGAGGUUCUAUUGGGAGGAGGAGAUGGUUCGUUAGCUUUUGUUCCCAACGACUUCUCUGUAGCGAAAGGAGAGAAGAUUGUGUUCAAGAACAAUGCUGGAUUCCCACACAAUGUUGUGUUCGAUGAAGACGAGAUCCCAAGUGGCGUCGAUGUGGCCAAGAUCUCGAUGGACGAGCAAGAUCUACUUAAUAGUGCGGGAGAGACGUACGAGGUUGCUUUGACAGAGCCUGGGACUUACAGCUUCUACUGUGCGCCACAUCAGGGUGCUGGUAUGGUCGGUAAAGUCACCGUUAACUAAAAUGUGUUUGUGAGUAAGUGAGGGAGUCUCGGACACCAAGUAGAGGCUCUUCUUUCACAUUCUUACAUUAUUACAUAAAGUGUUUUGUAAUUCUAAAAGAGUGUUGAAUCGAAUGGACCGUGAUUUGCUGUAAUGUGACUGGUUCCAUAAAUGACUUUUCUUGGUUUAUAAAUUAUAUGUAGUUUU
Arabidopsis arenosa is the source of this 739-nucleotide messenger RNA. The record is from the annotation of a GenBank genome assembly. Lineage: Eukaryota; Viridiplantae; Streptophyta; Magnoliopsida; Brassicales; Brassicaceae.